AUGAAUAAACUUUUCGCACUUUUUUUGGCCUUUGGACCAUUUUUCGCAUUGGCAGUAGGCCCAGUAGUCUUCGAUAAACCAUUACUCGACAAAAAAGAUGACAGGUUUGUAGGAGUUGUACACGGAAAAGCAUCAGUUACAGAACUCGGUACAGCGAAAAACGCAAGAUUUCUAUUCCUCGUGCCUAAAUUGGGUGCCGACUUUAAACCCGGCUUUAAAUCUGGCCUCACCCCAAAGGUCCUCGACUUCCUUAAAGUCGAUGACGGAGAGGUUCUGCUCGAAGUGUUGGGUUUCUCAGACUGCAAGGAGUGGUUCGCAGUUGGUGUAAAAAAAUUGGUCGGAGGCGCGGUCUUCGAAAAGUUCCUACAUGGCGCUAAAGGCGGAGUUCAUACUUCGCUCCUAGGUGCCGACGGCCUGGUCGACUUCCUCAAGGGCAAGCUGACAUCGGGUCUCUUUAACGACCUCUACAAAUUGUUGCCAACACACCUCGUAGUACUCAAACUCCAUAAAGCCUAUGCCCAUCUGUUGUAA
Theileria orientalis strain Shintoku is the source of this 531-nucleotide messenger RNA. RefSeq lists its product as hypothetical. The transcript has a single exon. NCBI's taxonomy places the organism in Eukaryota, Apicomplexa, Aconoidasida, Piroplasmida, Theileriidae. The record is from RefSeq and is a predicted model, not a curated record. The coding region runs from base 1 to 531 and encodes 176 amino acids.